Messenger RNA from Chara braunii, 1967 nucleotides. Lineage: Eukaryota; Viridiplantae; Streptophyta; Charophyceae; Charales; Characeae. The record is from the annotation of a GenBank genome assembly.
CGUUAGCAGUCCCCCGGCCUGGCCUAUGCUCACGCGCUCGCAAACAGCUGGCAUGGACCAGAAGUCCGGAGAAACGGCCGCAGCCUAUCAGGCCUGGAUGCUGGCUUUGAUUACCGAAGCCAAGCAACGGGCGGAUGCAGCAGCAGCCGCAAAGAAGAAGAAGGCGGAGGACGCCAAAAAGGCACUCCUGUUGGCGAUCGAACAGCAACGCCAGCACGACGAGGCAGCAGCAAAGGCUGCUGAUGAAGAAUACAAUCAGCGACACGAGAAGCCGCCUUCAGCAGCUGGAGCAACGACCGUCGCCGCCCCCGUUCCCAGCACCUCCGACCGACUCAACGCAUUGGAAGUCGACGUCGGCGUACUCAAGGACGGCAUGCAGCUACAGCAAACCGCGACUCAACAACUUGAGCAGCGGAUCUGCACUGCCUCCACUCACCCGAGCAUGUCACAACGCGAGUCGACUCCGAAGUUCGACAGUCAGGAGAUCUUUCGCGACGCAACAAAGACGAACCUGAUUCCUUGGUUCCGCCAGUUCGAGCUCAAGUUGCAGCUCCACCACGUCCCCGACGCAAAGCACCACGCGUACUUGUACUCCCGGUCAGGGGGCGCGUGCCAAGCAUGGUUGGACAACCUCUUGUCGAAAUACGGUGUGGUGGCAACUGACUUGCAUACCAAGAUCAGCUGGGCGGAUCUGAAGGCAGCAUGGCAUAAGCGGUUCCAGAUCGAGCCGCCGAAAAUGAAAGCCAUGGACAAGCUUAUCAAGUUCCACCAAAACACGCUGCCAAGUGGAGAUUGGAUUGCCGAGUUCCAACGCUUGACAUCCGUACCGGGCGUACCAAUGGGCUUUCAAGCUAUGAAACACUACUUCAUCUCGAGGUUGUGUCCGACAUUGUCCAUGACGCUGACUCAAGUUGCAGACACGCUCACUACAACAGUGGAGCUCUUCGACAAGGUCGCGCAGAUCAUCGUCACGAACACGAAGGCCAAGUACCUCUCACCUGCGACAGGCCCGAGCAGGGAACAACAUCGGCCGAAUGUAGCCGUGGUCACGGCGGCAACGUCGACCGACCCCUCAAGCGAGGUUGUGUCUACCUUUAAAGGGGACAGACUCGCAGCCGCCCGGGAUGGUGGCCGUCCUGGCAGAGGCCGAGGACGCGGCAAAUCGAAGACAAACACCACAUUCCCCGAUCCCAGGGCAGCAGCUCAAGAUCCCUCGACCCACUAUGGUCUUUCGGAGAGCGUAUACAGUGAGUUGCGACCAUUACUGGUCCCCUUGCGGCGCCGACGAGAAGCGAUUGCCAUGGACAUUAUCAGGUCGUUCCCCAAGCACAAGACCAGUGUGGAUGGGAUUCUUACGGUGGUCGACCGACUCACCAAGUUCGCCAUGUUUUGGCCUUGCCUCUAUCAUGCCAAAGCACCGGAGUUGGCCGAGGUUCUUUAUGCCGGUUGGAUUCGAACCAAGGGUUACCCCAAGGAAAUCGUCUGCGACCGCGACACUCGGUUCAUGUCCGAUUUUUGGUGGGCGCUCAUCAAACGAUGGGGCUCAUCUCUCAAGCCAAGUUCGGCUCGCCACCCCCAAACCGAUGGCCAAACGAAGAGGGCGCAUCAGACCGCACAGGUUCUCCUUCGCACUCUCAUCCGUCCCGAGCAAAAGGAUUGGGUUGAGCGGCUGUCGGAUGUCGAGUUGGCAUACAACUCGUCCAUCCACCCGGCUAUGGGGAUGUCGCCCUUCGAGUUCGAGCACGGCUCGCCGGUCACUUCUCCGUUGGACACAAUUAUUCCACGAGUGGCCGAGAGCAACACCCAUCUUCUCGUCUUGCGUCGGAUGCAAGAGCUUCUUGUCAAGGCAUGCGAUCAGAUGGCUAAGACGCAGUAACACAUGAGCCAACAGGCCAAUCGCCAGCGUCUUCCUUGUCCAUUCCGCGUCGGCGAUCUCGUUUGGGUUUCCGCUGUGGAGUUCAGCCUCG